AUGAGUGCAGAAACACAAGCUACUCUUCUUCUUAAGAGACAGCUUCAGGGUAUGUUAUUACAACCGAAAGUAAGACCCUUUUCUCUUCCAUUUUGAUGCGAUGCUAACAGUAAGAUGGCGAUGAUUUCUUUUCUAGAACUGCAAAAGAAACCUCUUGAAGGCUUUUCUGCGGGCCUUGUUGAUGAUGACAAUCUUUUCAAAUGGGAACUGAUGAUAAUAGGACCCCCAGAAACAUUCUAGUAAGUUUAUUUCUCAGAGUUAGCUUUGUAGUUAGCACAUAAUAUGGACUUGAUGUACUUCUAUCGAUACGUGAAAAGUUUAUUUUUGCGCAUUGGGCCGAUCGAUGUGCUAAGUUUAAUUUCUUUUAUUUUUACCAUAGCGAGGGAGGCUAUUUCAAAGCGCAUUUGAUCUUCCCUAAAGAAUACCCACAAAGACCACCAAAAAUGACAUUUGUGUCGGAGUUUUGGCAUCCCAAUGGUAAGUACGCAGGGACAUAUUGCGUGAACCUUUUCAGUAACACGUUUUAGUUUGCUUUGUGAUUGUGUCGUGAUGUUGUUGGAAAAAAUGCCACUUCUGUCGUUUAGUGCACAAAACAUCCGUGAAGAUUGAAAGGAAAACGUUUAGGGCAGAGAUGAUCCAGGGAUUAAGGAAACACGUUUGUACAUCUGUUAUAUUCCAACCAUGCUUUCAUUUAUGUCAGGGAAUUUCAGCAUUUUUAUGUGAAAUCCAGUGCUGUAUUUUCUAUAGACCACUAACUACAUUAUGUUAAAAAGAGAAAAAAUCGGAUGCUCUUUGUUCAGCAUCUACCAUUAAUUCCACGCUUAAACCAUGCUGACCAAGGCGAUCUCAGAAUUUUUCUGACCAGUAGAAGUUAACACGUUUGAGUCCUCAAAAAGAGAAAUUUGUUACAAAAAUAUUAGGUGCGGUUACACUAGACCUUUUCCUCAGAGAGCCCCUAACGACUUCUUGAGGAAAGUAAUCGUGGAUGAAUACUGAUGGAAAAAAGCUAAAUUUCUGAUUGUCUCAAAGUGCUUUUGAACUUGUUAAAUGCCAAAAUAUUUACAGCAGUACUCAAAAUCCUGUUGUGUUGUCAAACUUAAGUGCAGUUUUGCAUAGGUUUUGUUGCCAAGUUGAACACUACUAAUUGGUACAUUUCACUGGUUCAUGAUUGGUUAAGCUGCUUUGGUUUCUCACCAACUCACAGAACCUAAUUUGGAAAACGUCAUGGGGAAUUCUUUUGUUCUUUUUUACCUACGGUAUCCAUGGAAAUUUCCCAAGGCAAAUUCACCUUGGGAAAAUCGGUCACCCACAGAAAGUUGCUUCCCCCGUGGGCAACAGUCAUCUGCCCAUGGGUAAAACUGCCUGUGUAAUCCCACCUGUUAUAAGCUUACAGCAUGUAAUGAGCACUGGAUGUUCUGCAAGUUUUUGAUUGACUGUUACAAAAAUCACGGUCUGCCACUUCUGCUUAAUGUAUCCUGAGUUUAUAUCAUGGAGAAUUUGUUUUCUCUGUUUGUUUGGCAAGGCGUAAAGUUUUGAAAUGUGUCUAUAUUGGUUACCUAAAAAGAUUAGCAGAGGUUAUUAACCUAUUCACUCUUGGAAAUUUUUUUCGAAAAGCACCUUUAAAGCUGCAUUAUUAGAGCCACUGUAAAGGUUUAUAUAGCAAAAUUGCCUCUUCGUCUAUGUGAUAAAUCAGGAGAAUUCUCUUGUUAGACCCCAUUUUAUUUUUCAUGUGACUGUAGUAAACUGUCACCUGGUUAGCUCAGUUGGGAGUGUGCUGGUCUGCUGAGCAGGAGGUCGCGGGUUCAAACCCUGGGCGGAUUAACACUACGGGUCUUUAAAUAACUAAGAACAAAGUGCUGUCUGUGUAAUGACAUUUGCAAAUGGUUAUAGACUUUCUAGUCUUCUUGGAUAAGGACAAGAAAAAAUUGUAGGCCCUGCCUCACAGCACUUCUACUUAUCUGGUUCUUGAGGGACAUAAAAGAACCCACACCACUAUUCGAAAAGACUAGGGGAUGUACCCCCAGUGGUGUGGCCAACCGUUCCUGGGCUGGGUGGGUUAUCUAUAAGGAAAGAUUAUAAUAUAGGGAUAAAAUCAUGAUUCUCCUUCACGUGUCAUAAUAACUAGCUGUAAACAGUGUAUAUGUGAUUUGCUCACUGGUGUUUUUUUAUUUCAGUUCAUAAAGAUGGUGAAGUUUGUAUUUCUAUCCUUCAUGAGCCUGGUGAAGACAAAUAUGGUUAUGAGAAAGCAGAAGAACGUUGGCUUCCAGUUCACACUGUUGAAACUAUCUUGUUGAGUGUUAUUUCAAUGAUUUCUGAUCCAAAUGAUGAAUCACCAGCCAACGUCGAUGCUGCUGUAAGUAAUAUUUUUUUCAAAAAUACUUGUAAGUAAAACGGUUUCAACAGUUUUGUUUUACCUGGAAAAGUAAAAGCAAGUGACAUUACUAAAAGACAAUAUUACUAUUAGCCUGCAAAAACAGCAGUCUCUCCUCACUCCUCGCCGCUAGGGAUGUUUCAUCAGAAAUGACAUCUGCGCCUCAGCAACAGAAAUUUCAUACUGAUGACGUAAAUCAUUGUUUACAUAAGAAAUCAGAUAGUCAUGGGGUUCCAAAUGUAAAUUUGUUCAAUUUUAUAUGUCUCCAGGUGGAUUAGUGGUAAAGUUUAACUUAAACAACUUUUUGUCUGACUUAACAGAAAGAGUGGAGAAACGAUUAUCAUGGAGCAUUCAAGAAGAAUGUUAAGCGGUGUGUGAGAAAAAGUCAAGAUAAUCUUUAA
Molecule: messenger RNA, 2772 nt
Organism: Porites evermanni
Lineage: Eukaryota; Metazoa; Cnidaria; Anthozoa; Scleractinia; Poritidae
Source: the annotation of a GenBank genome assembly